AUGGUCGAAGCACGCGGAGUGCUAGACAUGCCACCACGGCGGAGCAGAGAUGCUCCAGAAACCUUCAAAGGCGACUACACCACCAUUCGGGACUUUAUUAUGGACUAUGAACAACUAUGCCGCAAGCACAACAUCGAUGACGACGCUGACAAAGUUUCCCUCAUCAGGAGAUACUGUUCUAGGUCGGUCAGGGAAGUGAUAGAGGGCAUGCUCUACUUCACUAACCCUGAUUGGGACAACUUCAAGAGAGAACUUCUGCGCAAAUACAACGACGACCUGAACGACCUCAAAUUCUCCCUUCGCGACCUUAGGGAGCUCGUUGCUCUUUCUAAACAAGACGCCAUCUCCAACAUCGACGAAUUCAGGAAUUAUGAGCGCAACUUCAUUCGCGUCGGCGGAUGGCUCCUAGGAAAAGGCAAGAUCAACGAACAACAGAGCAACUACUAUUUCUGGAAAGGACUACCCAAGACGCUGCGAAACCAACUGGAGCGAAAGCUCUACGAACUCUAUCCCACUGACAUUGACGUUACAGUGCCUUUCAAGAAGGAACGCAUCAUCGCCGCUGCUGAAGUACUCUUCCCUAGGAAUCGAUUCGACAUGGACGACUCUGACGACGAAGAAGAUCUCGGCUUCCUCAAAAAGCGAACGCGCUCUAGAAAACCUCGCCUAUUUGCAGGGUAUAACGACGACGACGACUCAGAAUCUGACACUCUAAUAGAAGAAUCAGAUGAUGAAGACCGCUGGCGAUCUCACCACAAGACCAAGAAGAACAAGACCAAGGACACCAUCGCAUCGGCAUAUCCACAGCAACUGGACAACAAGAAGCAGGAAGAAAGCGAAGAAGAUCGACCCUGA
This is a messenger RNA of Punctularia strigosozonata HHB-11173 SS5, 855 nucleotides long. RefSeq lists its product as uncharacterized. The coding region runs from base 1 to 855 and encodes 284 amino acids. The record is from RefSeq and is a predicted model, not a curated record. NCBI's taxonomy places the organism in Eukaryota, Fungi, Basidiomycota, Agaricomycetes, Corticiales, Punctulariaceae. The transcript has 2 exons.